AUGGAGGGCGGGCGGCGCGGAGAGGCCGCGGCGGCGGCGGCCGGGGACGGGCCCGCGCCCGUGUUCACCCUGGAGGAGGUGGCGAAGCGCAACUCCAGCCGUGAGGCCUGGCUGGUGAUCCACGGGCGCGUGUACGAUGUCACCCGGUUCCUGGAGGAGCACCCAGGUGGAGAAGAGGUGCUGCUUGAGCAAGCUGGCAGAGAUGCCACUGAGAGCUUUGAAGACGUGGGGCAUUCCACAGAUGCCAGGGAGAUGCUGAAGCAGUACUACAUCGGAGAGGUGCACCCGAGUGAUCGUGAAAAGCAAGGUUCUAAGAAUUCAAGUAGGACAUCCUCAGACCAAACCAGUUCCUGGUCAACAUGGCUGAUCCCCAUCUUUGGAGCACUGGUUUUAGGUUUAAUGUAUCGUUAUUACAUGGCAGAUGGGAAAAGCUCCUGAGCUGGCCUUGCUGGGGCCUCAGACAGCCUGAGAAGAGGGAGAGAGUGUGUGUGUGUGCAACACGUGGAGUUCUGCUGCCCUUAGCCUUCCUGCCUUGCUUUUAGCUCUGAGUCUGUCGAGUGAUGUUGAUAUCCAUGGGACCAAGCUAAUUCCAAACUCUGUCCUAACUCUGGGACCCACAGAUCUGUUGUACUUCCCUCUUGCCGUGGCAGGGAAAGAGGAACUCCUGUUAUUCCCUGCCCUUGGCGUGGUGUCCCUCACGCUCUCUCUCGCUCUCUCUCGCUCUCUGACAUUACCCCAGACAACCUUUUCUCUCAAUGCCUUUGCGUUAAGCCAGACACCAUGAAAGAGCUGCCCCGGGCCUGUGGCUCUGCCUCAGCCCUUCACACAGUCAGGAACCAUCUGCCAGUUGUCUCCAGCCCUUGCCAGCAAGGAUGUCCAGAGUUUGGUUCUGCAGGAACGUUCCCAGAGCGUGCAGGCAGCACCAGCUGGAGCUGCGGAGUUGUUGGGUUGGCCUCCUCUUUCUGUUCCUGUCUGUUUUUAACGGUUCAACAAAUACAUGGAUUUUAAAAGUGA
Melospiza melodia melodia is the source of this 1014-nucleotide messenger RNA. Its product is annotated as cytochrome b5. The coding region runs from base 1 to 438 and encodes 145 amino acids. The transcript has 5 exons. Lineage: Eukaryota; Metazoa; Chordata; Aves; Passeriformes; Passerellidae. Gene Ontology annotation, cellular component: intracellular membrane-bounded organelle; mitochondrial outer membrane. The record is from RefSeq and is a predicted model, not a curated record. Gene Ontology annotation, molecular function: heme binding.